AUGAGUUCUGGUAAAGAAUGUCAAAUUUGUAAAAAGGAUGACUUUAAGUAUAAAUGUCCCAAAUGUGGUAUAAAAUAUUGUUCACUAGCAUGCUACAAGAACGAGGAACUGCAUAUACAUAAGGAUGCUGUUACAACAGAGCUUAAAACCGAACAGGAGGAUAAAACGAGUGCUAAAGAUAAAACUGAGUCUUCAGUGAUAAAAUUCAAGACGGAAAAAUACCAAAAUAUAUACGAUAACAGUCCAGAGAUACGCGAGUUAUUGAAUUAUAAUACAGUAAAAUUCCACUUGGCCAAAGUACACAAGAUUUUAACGACGACUGUUGCUGAUUCCAACGAUUCUACAACGAGCAUGUCAUCAGAGGCUAAAAAACAACUAGCAAUUGACUACCUUAAUACAUUAAGGUAUGGAGGUAUCCAUUAUAAUGAGGCUCUUGAAGAGUUCUGCCAGCUAACAGUUGCCAAGCUUCACAAAUAG
Messenger RNA from Nakaseomyces glabratus, 477 nucleotides. RefSeq names its product Hit1p (gene HIT1). Lineage: Eukaryota; Fungi; Ascomycota; Saccharomycetes; Saccharomycetales; Saccharomycetaceae. The record is from RefSeq and is a predicted model, not a curated record.